Molecule: messenger RNA, 404 nt
Organism: Molossus molossus (Pallas's mastiff bat)
Lineage: Eukaryota; Metazoa; Chordata; Mammalia; Chiroptera; Molossidae
Gene: BOLA2B
Product: bolA family member 2B
Exons: 3
Coding region: 110-370 (86 amino acids)
Biological process (GO): intracellular iron ion homeostasis
Cellular component (GO): cytosol; nucleus
Molecular function (GO): 2 iron, 2 sulfur cluster binding
Source: RefSeq, a predicted model, not a curated record
UAGAGGCCUCAGCGGAAGUGGCGCCGGCAAGGGUGGAAGUGGUGUGACCGGCGUGGGAUCCGGGGUUCUGCCCCGGCCGGGCUGCUGCUGCUGUCGCUGGGCCGCUGCCAUGGAACUCAGCGCCGAGUACCUCCGGGAGAAGCUGCAGCGGGACCUGGAGGCGGAGCACGUGGAAGUGGAGGACACGACUCCGAACCGUUGUGCGUCCAGCUUCCGAGUCCUGGUGGUGUCGGCCAAGUUCGAGGGGAAGCCGCUGCUCCAGAGACACCGGCUGGUGAACGCGUGUCUAACAGAAGAGCUCCCGCACAUCCACGCCUUUGAGCAGAAAACCCUGACCCCAGAGCAGUGGGCCCGUGAACGUCAGAAAUAAGGGACGAGGACCUGCACAGCCAUUAAAUUAUGAA